Coregonus sp. 'balchen' is the source of this 26239-nucleotide messenger RNA. NCBI's taxonomy places the organism in Eukaryota, Metazoa, Chordata, Actinopteri, Salmoniformes, Salmonidae. The record is from the annotation of a GenBank genome assembly.
GUAGCGGUUCGUGGCAGCCAGUAAGCUAGCUGACGUUGGCUAAUUGGUACCCUAGCUUGCUAGCUAACUUGAUGAUGAAUUGUAGCAGACUUGGAAAUAAUAAUUAUUUGCUGAAAGACAUUGAAUAUGGAAGGAUCGUGUAACAUUGGCACGUUGUACCGGGGAUAUAUUACAACGGACAUUAUUUUUACAGGAUAACCUCAGCUACAUGAAAUGUCAUAACGUUAAGCUAACCGCGGAGAUGGAGGGACCUACAACCCCCUGAACAGCUGCACUGAUGGAGAUAUUUCCUCCUCCAAGAUGAUAGCUAGCAAGUCGAAUACUGCACAAGAUUUAGCGGAAUUAUAUUAACGUUAAGUCUGCUAUCUUGUCUCUAUAGUUAUCUAGUCUGUCAAGCAAAUGGGAGAGUGGUUAUUCGGAGUUAGCUCAUAAUUGACAGCUAACGUUAGCUGCUGGUGAAGAAAUCACUGCUGUUUUUGGCAUCUUCAAACAACAAGACUGGCUUUGUGAGACAAACCUUAGGCCUUGUCCAGAAAACAAAGUUAAUUUGUGAAACUGACAUAGCUGGAAACAAGGACAUUUGAGCUUUCUGCAUCGUCAUUUGAGCAUUCUGCGUCGUUUUGAUUGAAGUGAGGACAAUUUUUCCUGAUCAUCUGACUGAUAGUUAUCAUGAGGAAGUUCUUUGAUUCAUCUCGUCGGGAGUUGGUCAGUUCAGGACCUGGUUCUGGAGGAGGUAGCAGUGGAUCCAGCCAUGUAGGUGGCAAUUUAAUUGGACGUUCAUGUACUAUUGGGCGACACCAAGUCACUAUUGAAGAAACAGUGGCCGAAGGUGAGUGAGAUGUAGGAAUUGAUGCUUGUCUUUUGGAAACAAUGUUUUGAUGCCCAUGCUGACUGAGAACAUGUCAUGUGACAUUUCAGUCAGACAGCAAACUGCAACAAUGUUUCAACAUUGAUCAGUCAUUACCAGUCAGGUAGCUGCUACACGAACUGUGGUAUGAUGACAUUCAGUUCUGCUUAAGCCAGAGGCAGCCCAAGGUUUCAGAAUGAUAUGGCUACAGUAGGCUAUGUCAUUGGCAGAGACAUAUUGUUGUCAACUUCACACUCAAUGCCAAGAUGUAAUCCUAUUCCUGACACUCGUAUAUCAGACACACCCAGUCCAAUGACCAUUUCAAUGUAGCUGGAUAAGCAAUUCAAAGGUGCCAUGCUGUUUGUAGUUUUCCAGUUUUGAUGAUCAAGUGUAAGGGCUGUUGCAAGACAGUGAUUUAUCUGUCACGUGACUGACAGAUCUCAUUGUUUGAGCAGCAGCUUAAUUUGGUAAAUCCGUUGGCAGGAAAUCCCCUUACAUAUGAGGUGCUGAUUAAAUGGGCCCAGGGACAGUCUGUUUUGAGUGUUGUAUGAUUUAUUAAAAUGUAUGACCAUGGACACGAGGAGAGGCUCACUCUAGGAAUGCUAGCUCAUUUUCAGGUACUGAAGAGCACUGAGAGAUGUCUGGGGUGUGGAAGUAUCUGUAGGCCUACUCUUAAACUAAAGUCCAUUGGGGACAUUAAACCUAGUAUCUUUGUCAUUUUGACAACCCAAGACCAUACAGAUCAAGUUGCUGAUCGUUUGGAUAUCACUCAGGUACUUGGUAGUGAAGUCCAAAGAAUCUGCAGAUAAUGCCUUGAUGUGAGGAAGGGAUAUAAUAUUAGGCUAAUCCCUGACUCCCUGUGCAAAUGGUCAAAUCACCUCUCAAAACAGUAUAUUUUUAUCAUUAAGCAGCAAUCUUGGUUCAAGUUAAUGCAAAUUCAAACAAUUCCUGAAAUGAAAUAAUUCAAGAAUAGAAAAAUGAAAUAGCCUUUAAAAACGCCAUGCCUAGCCUAAAUAAACACAAUGUACAUUACAAUAAAUGGAACAUCAAAAUUCUCCAAUGUAUCCCAACCCAUGUUACCAUACAACCCUACCAUUUUGUAUCAUACACCUGAAUGAAAGGUAUACACCUUUUUCUUCUCUUAACCUGCUACUCUAUAUCCCCAGGUGAGUAUGUGUGUAUGUGGCUAUGUGAAUGUUAAUGUGAGUGUGUUAGAGAGAGAUAAGAGUGCUGCAUGCUGGGAAAUUGCAGUGCCUGCAUUAUACUGCUCAGUAGAGUCAUUUGUGUGGAUUGUGUUCACUGGUAGGGUAAUGAUGUAGCCCUGACAUCUUGCAAAAGUAGUUUACUUUGCACAACCUUCUUAAAGACUGCAAUUUUGCUCUAACAACCUUGGUUCAUCAUGACAAUAAUGGUCCUAUCACUUUUUCACAUUCAAUGCUUUUGUUGAUUAGGAAGGCAAAUUGCAUCAUGAAUUCUGCCUAUUCUGUCCAUCCUUUUGAAGCGCUGCUUUGCAGUGUACACGAUUCAGGAACUGAGUCUGAGACAUGCUGAAUAGAGAGAUAGUCAGUGUCUUGCAUAUUGUUGAAGUAGCCUAUCCCUGCCCCAAUCUUAUUUCAGCAACUAGCACUGCAAUACUGUAAAGAUCUACACAGUGCACUGCAGUUUCAACACACUGAAAUGUAACACCAGUAUGGUAUAACAUAUAGCCUAGGUAGGUUAUCAACAUUAGCUACAGACAGCGAAUUCCAUGCUAAGACAGUUAGGCUAGAUAGGCCUACAGUUUCCCUGGGGCAAUGCCAUCAUGGAGGCUUGAGUUGCACUGAAAGUCAGGAAUUAAACAUGAUGCCACAAAGGCAGUUGGCAAAAGAUGACUAAUGAUGCUACACCAGGGUUUCUUUAUGUAAUUCUAUGUGUUACGCACACUACAUUAGUGGAUGGAUGCUGCAUUUUACGGAAUGGUUAGGCCUAUUCGAUUUCUUUACUCAUAUCUUGCCUUGUCUUCUAAUCAUAUUGUUUCGUAGUGGGACGCGAAUCACCAUUAUAAGAGUAUUUAUUUAAUAUUUGGUGUGACUUGCUUCAGUAGUCACAUUCUCAACCUUUCAAUCUUGUAUUCUCAUUAAUUUCAAUGGUGGAAUACAGGCUUCAACAUACUAAACUGAAAUCACUGCCACAACUUUCAGAAUGUUCAAACUCAAACAUUUUGAGAGCUUAAAAACACAUUAUAUGGAUUAUGAUGCUGUAGUACUUAAUCUAGUCUACUAUGCUAACCCACUAUAAUAACUCCACACCUACAAACCACCCAAGAAUAGGUCACUAUAACUAACCCAGAGCCUAUGAAAACCCUAGUGCUACCAUUACUUCUGCCGUCACUACCACUACUGGGUCGUUGCAUUUGAUUUCAAUCACUUUUUGACCACACCCUUUUGGAUUUGAAUGACAUUUACCAUAAAUAUUGUUCCAUGGUAGAAGUGGUCAGAAAGUAAGUUUUUGGACCUGAAUGCCAAAACAUUCAGGAAAGUUGACCCAUUUAGCAUACCCCACCAUACCAUGAGACAUGUCUUCAUCACUGGAAAAUAUUAACCAUUGAGUUUGAUAUAAUUUAAAAGCUUACAAAAAGGGUAAACUCAAACAAUUUAAUAAUUUCUUGAAUAAAAUGUAUUUUAAUAAAGAUUAUGUAAUUCUGUUACCUUUAACGUAAAAAAAAGAAAUAUUUUCUGCAUACUGUAGCUUAAAGGGAUACUGCAAGAUCAAAUCAAAUCACAUUUUAUUUGCCACAUGUGCCAAAUACAACAGGUGUAGACAUUAGUGAAAUGCUUACUUACAAGCCCAUAACCAACAAUGCAGUUUAAGAUAAAAAAAAAAAGUGCAAAUAGUCUGGGUAGCCAUGAUUAGCUGUUCAGAAGUCUUAUGGCUUGGGGGUAGAAGUUGUUGAUCACGUUGAGGGAGAGGUUGUUAUCCUGGCACCACACGGCCAGGUCUCUGACCUCCUCCCUAUAGGCUGUCUCAUCGUUGUCGGUGAUCAGGCCUACCACUGUUGUGUCGUCGGCAAACUUAAUGAUGGUGUUGGAGUCGUGCCUGGCCAUGCAGUCAUGGGUGAACAGGGAGUACAGGAGGGGACUAAGCACGCACCCCUGAGGGGCCCCCGUGUUGAGGAUCAGCAUGGUAGAUGUUGUUGCCUACCCUUACCACCUGGGGGCGGCCCAUCAGGAAGUCCAGGAUCCAGUUGCAGAGGGAGGUGUUUAGUUUCUGAUAUUUUUUUAUAACCCAACCCUGAUCUGUACUUCUCCACAACUUUGUCCCUGACCUGUUUGGAGAGCUCCUUGGUCUUCAUGGUGCCGCUUAGUGGUGUUGCAGACUCUGGGGCCUUUCAGAACAGGUGUGUGUAUAUACUGAGAUCAUGUGACAGAUCAUGUGACACUUAGAUUGCACACAGGUGGACUUUAAUUAACUAAUUAUGUGACUUCUGAAGGUAAUUGGUUGCACCAGAUCUUAUUUAGGGGCUUCAUAGCAAAGGGGGUGAAUACAUAUGCACGCACCACUUUUCCAUUAUUUAUUUGUAGUAUUUUUUGAAACAAGUAAUUUUUUUAAUUUCACUUCACCAAUUUGGACUAUUUUGUGGAUGUCCAUUACAUGAAAUCCAAAUAAAAAUCUAUUUAAAUUACAGGUUGUAAUGCAACAAAAUAGGAAAAACACCAAGGGGGAUGAAUACUUUUGCAAGGCACUGUAGAGCCAUGUCAUCAUGGAAUGCUCUGCCACCAGAGGUUACUCAAGCAAAAAGCAAGUUUAGUUUUAAAAAACAGUUUUGUAUCACAGCGUCUCUCCUCUUUCUAAAGAUCUAAUUUAACUGUACAGUAUAUGUGAAUAUGUGUACGUUUUAUGUGAACCCCAGGAAGAGUAGCUGCUGCAUGUUCAGUAGCCAAUGGGGAUCCCACUAAACUAAACUGGUGUGCGUGGCCAAAGAGCUCUAUUUUCAUGUCAUCUGACCAUAGCAUUGCAUGAGCGGGGCGGGGCGGCAGGUAGCUUAGUGGUUAAGAGCGUUGUGCCAGUAACCAAAAGGUCGCUGGUUCUAAUCACCGAGCCGACUAGGUGAAAAAUCUGUCGAUAUGCCCUUGAGCAAGGCACUUAACCCUAAUUGCUCCUGUAAGUCGCUCUGGAUAAGAGCGUCUGCUAAAUGACAUAUUAUAUGAGCCACGUCAGUUAACAUCAUUUGAAUGAACAUUCUACAUUACCACAAUACCAGGCAGCCAUUGUGAGUGUACCAAUGAGUUUACCAGUCAAAUUGCCAGGGCUAGAGAUUCCAUGCCUAUUCUAUUCAUUCUAUUUGUAUGUGUGCUGUUGCUGCAGGGAGGGGGGCAUUGCCUAGGCAACCGAAGACGUGUUUGCUACAACAUCCUGCUUGUUUCAGGAGCAACAAAGUUUCAUCAUGUUGUAAAGAGUCCAUUUUUGUUAUCACACAGACUCAACCGCACAAAUGCUCAGCUGUCCUGUCUUCAAUCAGCAGUUUUUUUUUUAAUGGUUAUGACAGUUAUUUUAUUUUAUCUAAUUGUGCCAGCCAUAGCACAGAGUGGUCUUGCCAACAUCCCAACCUUGAUACCUAAAUACAAUAGAAAGUGAUAUGUUCAUGACCUGGAAUAUCCCUUAUAUUUAGUUUUCUCUAUUACUUCAGACUACCAAUGGUUGCUUGCCUCCAAACACUGAACCUUAAUUCGGUCUCAUUCACUCUCUCUCUUUCUCACAGGUGGGUUUGCCAUCGUGUUCCUGGUACGAACCAGCCAGGGACUCCGCUGUGCCCUCAAGAGGAUGUAUGUCAACAAUGAGCACGACCUGCAGGUGUGCAAGCGAGAGAUCCAGAUCAUGGUGAGUAGCUGUGACAUUACCCCACACCCACGACAUGCUUGGAGGGGAGCUACUCUGUUUAAUAUUCUCCUCUGCUUACAUGAAAACACAGGCAGGCCCAUGAACUCUGCAUCACCUUAUUUAUCCAUUUCAAUUUCCCUCUGGGGACAAUAAAGUUUGACCUUGAACUUAAAUGGCAUGAUAAUGUUCACUCUGUCUUUUAAUGUAAUCUGGUUGUGCAUGUGCUCUUGCAGAAGGACCUGGUCGGCCAUAAGAACAUUGUUGGCUAUCUGGACUCUAGUAUCACCACUUGUGGAGGAGGAGAUGUGUGGGAAGUGCUCAUCCUCAUGGACUACUGUAAAGGUGAGUGCUUACUGAAGGGUCUGUGUUCAAUCAAGUGUAGUUGAAAGACAAAAAUAAAGCCGGGCGACUGUCACUCCACAUGAGGGCGCUCUCUGUCUAACUAUUAGUCUAGCUUCCAUCUAGGCCAGGGGUGUCAAACUCAUUCCAUAGAGGACCUAGUGUCUGCAGGUUUUGGGUUUUUCCUUUGAAUUAAGACCUAGACAACAAGGUGAGGGUUCUUUACUAAUUAGUGACUUUAAUUCCUCAAUCAAGUACAAGGGAGGAGUGAAAACGUGAUCUGGGCCUACCACUGGUGUGGUGACUUUUUUUUUUUUUUAUACUUGUCUUUGCAUAUUUACAUUUACAUUUUGACUUUUUUUUUUAUACUUGUCUUUGCAUAUUUGCAUUUACAUUUUAGUCAUUUAGCAUAUAAUUUGAGUUCUGUGCUGCACCAGGUUUUAUUUCCUUGAUGUGAAUAUAUGUUAUAUGGAUAGUACAAAAAAAACUCCCCUCAGGCUGUGAAUGUUGCCAUUCUUUUGUGAGCUUUAUUAUCCAUUGUGACAUUGAGCUUGCUUGCUCUCUUUCACUCCAAGGCUAUCUUCACUUAUCAUGCUAACAGUUAGUCAAGCUAGGGUCCUACAUUUCUUUAUUUUGUUUGUUCGCAGAAUAAUUCGCUCUUAAUAAUGGAGUGAUAGAGCAUAGUUUUUCCGCUCUAUGGGAACACUGUCAGAAUGAAGAGGACACUUAAAUGUUCAUUGAAUGACAACAUGUCUGACAUGAUGAAAUAGUUGUGAGGUUAUGAAUUGGUUCUUUAAGUUUUGUGUUUUGAUCUCGUUUUUGAGUAUUUUCCUCUGUGGCCCAACCUUGAAGACCUUACUGUAUAGACAGUUUUACAAAUCUAUCAACAUAUUAAUAAUACAAUAUUUGUUUUAGGUUCUACUUCUUCCUUUAGUGAGCUGCCUUAUCACACUAGCUAUACACUGAGUGUACAAAACAUUAGGAACACCUGCUCGUUCCAUGACACAGACUGACCAGGUGAUUCCAGGUGAAAGCUAUGAUCCCUUAUUGAUGUCACUUGUUAAAUCAACUUCAAAUCAGUGUAGAUGAAAGGAGACAGGUUAAAGAAGGAUUUUUAAACCUUGAGACAAUUGAGACAUGGAUUGUUUAUGUGUGCCAUUCAGAGGGUGUAUGGGCAAGACAACAUAUUUAAGUGCCUUUGAACGGGGUAUGGUAGUAGGUGCCUGGCGCACUGAUUUGAGUGUGUCAAGAACUGCAAUGUGCUGGAUUUUUCACGCUCAACAGUUUCCCGUGUGUAUCAAGAAAGGUCCACCACCCAAAGGACAUCCACCCAACUUGACACAACUGUGGGAAGCGUUUGAGUCCACAUGGGCCAGCAUCCCUGUGGAACGCUUUCGACACCUUGUAGAGUCCAUGCCCCGUUGAAUUGAGGCUGUUCUGAAAGCAAAAGGGGAUGCAACUCUCUAUUAGGAAGGUGUUCCUAAUGUUUUGUACACUCAGUGUACAGUAUAACACCAUGUGAAACCUCUGAGGAAAGGCCCCUAUUGUGAAGUGGUCAUUUUAGAUCAGUGGUAUUCAAAGUCGGGGUCGAGACCCCUAGUGGGGGCAGGGGAACUGCAGUGGGGUCACCCAAAAAAAACAUUAAGAGUACAUGUUAUUUUAUAGGACGAUACACACAAGUUUGUAGAAAAAUAAACAUUUGUAGGGGGGGUACUUGAAAAUUAUUUGUUGAUGUAAAAAUCUAUAUUUAACGAUUUUUAUGGUUGUGUCAUUAGAUUUGGGUGAGUUGUGGUCACAAUUAAUUAUUGUGAAAAAACAAUUGGGUCCCCAGAAAUUCUGGUGAAAAAAAUGGGGUCCCCGCUGUAAAAGUUUGAAUACCACUGUUUUAGAUGAUCAAGAGACUGAGUGUCUGAGUGCAAGAUGGGUGUACUGAGUGAACCUUGCUAUCUCCAUACCCAGUGUGUGUGUUCAGUAAUGAGACUGAGUGAUGUAUCUCUGCAGGGGGCCAGGUGGUGAACCUGAUGAACCAGCGUCUGCAGACAGGCUUCACCGAGGCAGAGGUGCUGCAGAUCUUCUGUGACACAUGUGACGCCGUGUCUCGACUGCACCAGGGCAAGACACCCAUCAUACACAGGGACCUCAAGGUGCAGAGGAGUAGGACCCUUCUCCUGUGUUUUCUCCCACCUCCUUUCUCUGCUCCCACUCCCGCUCUCUCAUCUCAUUCUUGGCUUAGUCUUCCAGUCAUAUAAAUAAUAUAUAUGUAUAUCUCAGUUAAAGCUGCUGAGGGGAGAACGGCACAUAAUAAUGUCUGGAACGGAGCGAAUGGAAUGGCAUCAAACGCAUAGAAACCAUGUGUUUGAUACCAUUCCACUCAUACCGCUCCAGCCAUUACCACGAGCCUGUCCUCCCCAAUUAAGGUGCCACCAACCUCCAGUGAGAUAUAUAUAUAUAUAUAUAUAUAUAUAUAUACACACACACAGUGCAUUCGGAAAGUACUCAGACCUCUUCCCUUUUUCCACAUUUUAUUACGUUACAGCCUUAUUCUAAAAUUAUUCAAAAAACUAUUCCUCAAUCUAUAAACAAAACCCCAUAAUGACAAAGCGAAAAACAGGUUUUUAGAUUUUUUUGCAAAUGUAUUAAAAAUAAAAAUCAGAAAUACCUUAUUUACAUAAGUUUUCAGACCCUUUGCUAUGAGACUCGAAAUUGAGCUCAUGUGCAUCCUGUUUCCAUUGAUCAUCCUUGAGAUGUUUCUACAACUUGAUUGGAGUCCACCUGUGGCAAAUUCAAUUGAUUGGCCAUGAUUUGGAAAGGCACAGACCUGUCUAUAUUAGGUCCCACAGUUGACAGUGCAUGUCAGAGAAAAAAACCAAGCCAUGAGGUCGAAUGAAUUGUCCGUAUAGCUCAGAGACAGGAUUGUGUCGAGGCACAGAUCUGGGGAAGGGUGCCAAAACAUUUCUGCAGCAUUGAAGGUCCCCAAGAACACAGUGGCCUCCAUCAUUCUUAAAUGGAAGAAGUUUGGAACAACCAAGACUCUUCCUAGAGCUGGCCGUCCGGCCAAACUGAGCAAUCGGGGGAGAAGGGCCUUAGUCAGGGAAAUUACCAAGAACCCUAUGGUCACUCUGACAGAGCUCCAGAGUUCCUCUGUGGAGAUGGGAGGACAACCAUCUCUGCAGCACUCCACCAAUCAGGCCUUUAUGGUAGAAUGGCCAGACGGAAGCCACUCCUCAGUAAAAGGCACAUAACAGCCCGCUUGGAGUUUGCCAAAAGGCACCUAAAGGACUCUCAGAUCAUGAGAAACAAGAUUCUCUGGUCUUAUGAAACCAAGAUUGAACUCUUUGGCCUGAAUGCCAAGCGUCACAUAUGGAGGAAACCUGGCACCAUCCCUACGGUGAAGCAUGGUGGUGGCAACAUCAUUCUGUGGGGAUGUUUUGAAGGUGCAGGGACUGGGAGACUAGUCAGGAUCGAGGGAAAGAUGAACAGAGCAAAGUACAGUCGUGGUCAAAAGUUUUGAGAAUGACACAGGUAUUGGUCUUCACAAAGUUCGCUGCUUCAGUGUUAUGAUAUAUUUUUGUCAGAUGUUAAUAUGGUAUACUGAAGUAUAAUUACAAGCAUUCCAUAAGUGUCAAAGGCUUUUAUUGACAAGUACAUUAAGUUUAUGCAAAGAGUCAAUAUUUGCAGUGUUGACCCUUCUUUUUCAAGACCUCUGCAAUCCGCCCUGGCAUGCUGUCAAUUAACUUCUGGGCCACAUCCUGACUGAUGGCAGCCCAUUCUUGCUUAAUCAAUGCUUGGAGUUUGUCAGAAUUUGUGGGUUUUUGUUUGUCCACCGCCUCUUGAGGAUCAUCCACAAGUUCUCAAUGGGAUUAAGGUCUGGGGAGUUUCCUGGCCUUGGACCCAAAAUGUCGAUGUUUUGUUCCCCGAGCCACUUAGUUAUCACUUUUACCUUAUGGCAAGGGGCUCCAUCAUGCUGGAAAAGGCAUUGGUCGUCACCAAACUGUUCUUGGAUGGUUGGGAGAAGUUUGUCUUGGAGGAUGUGUUGGUACCAUUCUUUAUUCAUGGCUGUGUUCUUAGGCAAAAAUGUGAGUGAGCCCACUCCCUUGGCUGAGAAGCAACCCCACACAUGAAUGGUCUCAGGAUGCUUUACUGUUGGCAUGACACAGGACUGAUGGUAGUGCUCACCUUGUCUUCUCCGGACAAGCUUUUUUCCGGAUGCCCCAAACAAUCGGAAAGGGGAUUCAUCAGAGAAAAUGACUUUACCCCAGUCCUCAGCAGUCCAAUCCCUGUACCUUUUGCAGAAUAUCAGUCUGUCCCUGAUGUUUUUCCUGGAGAGAAGUGGCUUCUUUGCUGCCCUUCUUGACAGCAGGCCAUCCUCCAAAGUCUUCACCUCACUGUGCGUGCAGAUGCACUCACACCUGCCUGCUGCCAUUCCUGAGCAAGCUCUGCACUGGUGGUGCCCCGAUCCCGCAGCUGAAUCAACUUUAGGAGACGGUCCUGGCGCUUGCUGGACUUUCUUGGGUGCCCUGACACCUUCUUCACAACAAUUGAACCUCUCUCCUUGAAGUUCUUGAUGAUCCGAUAAAUGGUUGAUUUAGGUGCAAUCUUACUAGCAGCAAUAUCCUUGCCUGUGAAGCCCUUUUUGUGCAAAGCAAUGAUGACGGCACAUGUUUCCUUGCAGGUAACCAUGGUUAACAGAGGAAGAACAAUGAUUUCAAGCACCACCCUCCUUUUAAAGCUUCCAGUCUGUUUUUCUAACUCAAUCAGCAUGACAGAGUGAUCUCCAGCCUUGUCCUCGUCAACACUCUCACCUGUGUUAACGAGAGAAUCACUGACAUGAUGGCAGCUGGUCCUUUUGUGGCAGGGCUGAAAUGCAGUGGAAAUGUUUUUUGGCAUUAAGUUCAUUUUCAUGUCAAAGAGGGACUUUGCAAUUAAUUUGAUCACUCUUCAUGACAUUCUGGAGUAUAUGCAAAUUGCCAUCAUCAAAACUGAGGCAGCAGACUUUGUGAAAAUUAGUAUUUGUGUACUUCUCAAAACUUUUGACCACGACUGUACAGAGAGAUCCUUGAUGAAAACCUGCUCCAGAGCGCUCAGGACCUCAGACCAGGGCGAAUGUUCACCUUCCAACAGGACAACGACCCUAAGCACACAGCCAAGACAAUGCAGGAGUGGCUUUGGGACAAGUCUCUGAAUGUCCUUGAGUGGCCCUGCCAGAGCCCAGAUUUGAACACGAUCGAACAUCCCUGGAAAGACCUGAAAAUAGCUGUACAGUGACGCUCCCCAUCCAACCUGACAGAGCAUGAGAGGAUCUGCAGAGAAGGAUGGGAGAAACUCCUCAAAUAGAGGUGUGCCAAGCUUGUAGCAUCAUACCCACGAAGACUUGAGACUGUAAUUUCUGCCAAAGGUGCUUCAACAAAGUGCUGAGUGAAAGGUCUGAAUACUUAUGUAAAUGUGUUAUUUCCGUUUUUUAUUUUUUAUAAAUUUGCAAAAAUGUCUAAAAAACAGUUUUGCUUUGUCAUUAUGGGGUAUUGUGUAUGGAUUGAUGAGGGGAAAAAACUAUUUAAUCCAUUUUAGAGUAAGGCUGUAACAAAAUUUGGAAAAAGUCAAGGGGUCUGAAUACUUUCCGAAUGCGCUGUGCCAUUCAGCAGACACUUUCAUCCAAUUCACAUGAUCAAAAACUGAAAAGAGCAGCCGUUACGUGACUCAUAUUUUAUCCUUCUCUGGCUUUGUUUGAAUCUUCUUCUCUUUUAUAUCGCUGCAGGUGGAGAACAUCCUGUUACAUGAUAAGGGACACUAUGUGCUGUGUGACUUCGGCAGUGCUACCAAUAAGUUCCAGAACCCACAGAUUGAAGGAGUGCCAAUAGUCGAUGAUGAAAUAAAAAAGUUUGUGAACUUACAUAGCUUAAUACAUGCCAUUUCCUGCCAUUUUAUUUCCUUUGAAUUGAGCAUUUUUACAGCCAUAGAAUAAUACAGUUCAGAAGAAUACAGGCCUUUUCAGCUGUGCCUAGUCAGAGUUAGCCUUGUGUUAGUUCAAUAAGGAUCAUGAUAUUCUUCAUCCUCGUCUUUGUGAGCUUGUCCUAUUCUCUCUCAGGUACACCACUCUGUCAUAUCGUGCCCCUGAGAUGGUAAACCUCUACAAUAGCAAGAUUAUCACUACUAAAGCUGACAUAUGGGUGAGUGGACCUUGUAUGUUAGAUGUAGGCUUUAGUCAUGGUAUCAGUGCCAGCUUCUGAUUUGUAUGGGGCUUUUUUACAAUACACUUUGCAGCAAUUUGUCACAGAAUGCUCAUGAAAAUUGUGUAAAAUAUAUAUUAGCUAAAUGAAAACUUCAAACUAAUCUUUGGUUUAGUUAGUACAGUAAGAAGUUAGAAGAGCCAUAUUUGUGUGGAGAAGCCUUUUCCCAUCAGGUUUCUCGAGGCAUUUGGAUGUUGGCUCUAAAAGGUAUGUAACUUUAUUAUUGUGUGUGUUCUCCAGGCGAUGGGCUGUUUGCUGUAUAAGCUGUGCUACUUCACUCUACCCUUCGGGGAGAGUCAGGUGGCCAUCUGUGAUGGCAGCUUCACCAUUCCUGACAAUUCCCGCUACUCCUACGACCUGCACUGCCUCAUCCGUCAGUAUUCCACCACUCACUGUAUCUGCUAUGGAAAUUAGUGUCGAUUUUACAACGCCAUUACAUAUUUUCUAAGUAUAUUUUGUAAGUCCUGUACUACAUGUUGCCUCCUUAUCUAACAAUGCUUAAUCUAUAGUUUGUGGGUUAGUCAGUGUGUUGCUUUUCUCUCUUCUGGUGUGGUUCAAUUGGUCUCACUUUUUCUCUCACAUUUCCUCCUCCUCCACCUCUCCUUCUCACUCUGUUGGUGUUUGUCAGGGUACAUGCUGGAGCCCGACCCUGACAAAAGGCCUGACAUCUACCAGGUGUCCUACUUUGCUUUUAAACUGGCUCGUCGGGACUGCCCUGUUCAGAAUGUGAAGGUCAGUCUCUCUCUGCUCUGUGGUCAGUCUGUGUGGGUCAGUCUCUGUAGUGGGGUGACCUUUUCUAGUCUGUAUGUCUCAGUCUCUCUCUGCUCUGGGAACAGCUGUGGAUUGGUCCUCUAACAGGCUCUGAGCCAGACCUACCAAUGUUCUAUUCAGUCCAUGCCCUGAAGCUACUGAAUGUGCUUCCCAAAUAUACAUUUACAAUACUUUUGUCUCUAAUCUACCCCCAUAUAGAACUCUCAAAUUCCUGCUCAACUCCCUGAGCCAAUCAAAGCCAGCGAGGCAGCUGCAGCGAAGAAGAGCCAGAGCCAGACCCAGAGUAAGGCCAGGUAAGUCUGUGUGCUGGUGUUUGUCAUACAGGGGGGCUGCCUGAGUAAUCUUCUGGUUGUUGUUGUUAUACACACCAGUAUUGCAGCUAGGAUCCUUAUUUUUUGUCAGUUGUGUGUUCUCUGUUCUGUUUUGACAUCAUUCAUAAGGUAAUUUCGUACCAUUGACAAGUUGAUCACCAACUCUCACCUUUGACCCCCAGGUUGACAGACCCCGUCCCCACCACUGAGACCUCCAUCACACCCCGGCAGAGGCCCAAAGCUGGCCAUGCCCAGCCCAGCGCUGGCAUCCUUCCCAUCCAACCGGCUGCCCUCACCCCUCGCAAACGGGCCAACCUCCCUGCCCUUCCUCUAGGUAUGUACCCACCCUCACUCGGCCACUCUGCCGUUGUACUGCAAUUAGGCUAACAUUGGUUUUAUUUGGAGGCAUGUUAGCUACUCAGUAGAUACACAGAAGCGACUGAGGUAGAUUCUCUACCCCGCGCCGGAACUUACUUACUAAUAAUUUGUAGAGUGCAAAAUGACCGCAAGAAGCCCAAACAGAUAUAAUAUUUGACUAAAACAUAAUAAUUUAAAACCUUGCUUACAUUUGCAUACGAUCACGUGUAUCUCUAUUUAUUUGACAUUUUGCAGGAUGAAAUCUCUUUAGAUGCACCAAAAUAAAAUAAAAAAUAAAUAAAAACAAUACUCAGUAACAAGAAUAAUAUGGCAGCUACUGUGUAAUAAUAAUAAUAAUAAAAUAAAACGUACAUAAACAGCAUAAAAAAGUUAUACAACUACUAGGCCUACAACUAAUAAAAACGACAAAACUACUUAUACAACUAUGUACCUAUAAUACAGUGUUUUAAUGCAUACAUAUUUAUAAAUAUCUUCACAUGUUGAUGUUUCUAUUAGUAAAAAAACACUAUUAUGCGUGGGAACAGAUUUCCAAAAUUAAAAUCACUUGGAGCUGAUUUCCUGGUGUUUUUACACUUAUGUCCAACAAUGAAAAUCCCCGCCCCCUUUUUGUUUUUGCUCAGAAAACUUGGGGGGCCACAUAAAAAUGCCAGUUGGGGAGCCCUGCUCUGCCGUAAUGGCAGUAGCUAAGUUGGACAAAAUAGAAGUAAAUGAAGAUGUACGACAUUGGGUACUAGCCAUGAUAAAUACAUGUCUGUGUAAGUGGGCAUUUCCCUGAGGAUCUAGCUAGCUCACAUAGAGUUGAACCAGCACUGACCUGGAACAGUUGUUUUUUUCCCCCGUAGUUUCAGUAAAUCAAAUAAAUGUCUGUUAAGGCUCCACCUGCUCAGAACAUUCUGCCAAAUUUGGUUGAAUUAUUUCUCAAAUUAGAUCCAAGUUAUAUUUAGUAAAAAAUUAUAAGGCUCUCGUUAGAAACCAAUGGAGUGAACACUUGGCUGGUCUGCUUAGUCUGUCUCUCAACAUUCUCAUCUAAUGAGGUCUAGCCAGAGAGUUGUCGUGCUCUGACGAUUUUUCCCACCUCUAACCAGACUGACUGCUCUAGACACCACUUUGCUCUGUUUUUGUGCUGCUUUUCCUCCAGUGAUAGACAGGACACAGGAGAGUUGUGUACUUGUGUUUGCAUUUUGAUGGGGAAUUACCUUGUUACUCAAUUAUUUAACCAAGCAGAGCCAAGCCACUGUCACUGCUUGUGACACCUGCCAUGUCUAAUUAUGUUACUGUAUUUCUCAACAGGGAGUUAAUGCAGUUAACAAACAAAACACUUAGCAGCCAAUUCAUUUCCGUAUCUAUUAGACCACAUUACCAUGGCAGCAGCAUUACGCAGAUGGGCCUUAGGCUAAACUAAUACCCUAUAAAUCCUAUAGGACAUGAACUGUCAUUGUUCCGUUUUACCAAUUACACUUCUUCUCAAUGACGAUUCUUCCAUGAACCUUACGGUUUGCAGAAAGCGUAUAUGGCAGCCAAAAAGAUGGUUGCAUUACGUUGGCAAGAGCCUCACUCUCUGCUAUGGCAUCAAUGGGGGUGCUUUAGAAAUUGCUAACAUGGAACUUUCUGUGUCCCGUAUGCAUGGUGCUAAAGAGACAAAUGUUGAGCUGUGGACUACUGUUAUUGAAAAAAUAAGAGAACUGCCAUAAUAUCUUCAGUAAACAGGGUCCUGUGGGGGGGGUGGGUGUUUAGUGUUUUCUCUUUUGUCCUAACUGUUGUGUCUUGUCUGUGUACCAUAAAUGAAUUUUUUAAAAUACAUUUUAUAAAAAUAAAAUUGUUUGUUUAAUGCCAGGGAUGAUGUGCUAGAUAUUUCUGUCCUUUAACGUAAUGUGUGACGACAACAUUUUAUGUAUGUAUGUUGCAUUAAAUAUAUUUUCAUCGUUUCAAGACUUGUAUAGUAACCAGAUUCUGUACUCCUUGCAGGAGUGAACUUAAACCUUGCCCAGCAAGCGGCAGCCCUCCAAUCACAGAAGGCACAGACCACAGCUCCGCCUCAGCCAGUGACCGGCCAAUCACAGAACCCUCCUAGUCAGGCCACACUUCAGCUGGGUGGAAAGCCCCAAGCUGGUGCUCAGCAGAAGCAGGUAAACUCAGGCAGCCACCCAAGCCCACAGCCAUACCACCCUGCAUCCCACUGCUGGCUUGUCUCUGAAGCUAGCAGGGUUGGUGUCUGGUCAAUCCCACCCUUAGCGGCGUUGGCAGAAAGCGGAUGUUGACUGUUUUCAGGGAUACAGCGUCUCACAAUAGGAGUGCUGAUCUAGGAUCAGGUCCCCCCCUGUCCAUGACGUAAUCUUAUUAAUUGUUAUCUUAAAUCAGCACUCCUACUCUGAGAAGCGACCACAGAUAUUGUUGGAAGAUUUCUAAUUUGCAUGAUUCACCCUCUACAUUGUGAUAGUUGUAAGCUUUCUGGCACAAAAUUAACUGCCAUCAGCAGGUGGGUGCUUACACGUUGGUGGUGGAUGACGUAAGUUUCCCCCAUAGUGCUCUGAGGAUCUGGAAGUUUUUAAUGAAUCUAAUCAAUUACAGUACAAAACCCUGCGUUUUUUACACACUUAAAUGGGUUAAUAUAAUUGGAGAAAAAAAACGUUUCUAAAGAAAAUGUUCCUCUUUACACUAAGGGAUCUGGAAAAAUGCAUUUCAAAGAAAUGUAGAUUUUGGGGGGGGAUUUUGUUGCUUAGUGAAUAAUAUACACUUAUACCAGCUGUAAAAUACCAUCUGUAAGACGAGUUGCUGCUCAGGGUUGGGUUAUUGUUCAAUGGCCCCUUGUAUAGACUGUGUAAUGGAACAAGCUUAGAUAAGGAGAUAAGUAAAGUGCAGGAAACUCUUGACCAAACAGAGAAGAAGCGAGCAUUAGGGAGGAAAAUGGAUGAAAGACGUUGCCACACAAUUGCACCCCAUUACAUUUUCAUGAGAUUACAGUUUUUACAGUCUGCUCUCUUAUUAUAACAAAAACACAAGCAAUGGAGUAAUGGGUCCUUAGAUUUUAGGUAGGGAAGGUAGUUUUCCGGUAUUAUAUGUAUCAUUCUGAACCCACAAUAACAGCCACAUGCAUUCUUAGUGGCACUCUGUGUUUAAAGCAGCUUUGUCUUCGUUGUCAUGGUUUGUUGACGCUGUGUGCUGUCGUCCGUCUUUGUGUGGUAGCCAGGGCAGCUGCAGCAGCAGCCAAUCGCGGCAGCAGUCACCGCAGCAGGGGGAGGAGUGCAGGCCAAGACAGAGGGCCUGAGCGCCCCACAACAGGCCGUGCCUCCCGCGCUGGCCAGUCCCACCCCUCAGCAGGCCCCGUCCAGCCCAGCCCCACCUAAAGCCCCAGCACGUCGUAAGCAGGCCAGCCAGAGCCAGGCCCAGCAGCAGCCAACCGCUCAGCCCACUCCAGCCCAACCUCCGGCUGCACAGCAGCAUACAGCUCAGCAGCAACCAGUUCCUCUACAACCAGUUGCCCAGCAACCAGUGGCCCAGCCAGAAGCAGCCCAGCAGCCACCUGUCCAGAUCCAGUCCAUCCCUGCUAAAACCAGUCAGAACACAGCUGAGACCGAGACGGUAACAUACCUGCAGCCUGCAACGAGUCUGCUCCCUGAGCUGUCAGACACUCUCAAAGCCUGCUUGAAAGUAACAUCAGGCCAUCCAUUGUUCCACCCAGCCAUCCAUCGUCAUGGCAAUGCCAUCAGCCUUCAUCGUUUUGCUGUCUUUUCGGUUUUGUUUGUUUGAGUGUUGUUCUCGCAGUACCUUAAAAACGAAAUCCAUUGUGAACGUUUGAAUUAUCCUCAUUUCGGUGUGAUAGACUUUUUUUCCCCCCUUUGUCUGUCCAUUUUUCACUUUAAUUGUAAUUGUUUGACUUUGUUUGCCUCAUUUUCUUUUGUGUUGUAUGUAUUUGGCAUUGACAGUUAUUCAUUAGUGUGUGUUAUUGGGUUUAGUUCUUUAAAAUUAGUUUCCUUUUCUUCCCCCUAUUUGUAUUGUUUAUAUGAUAUUUUUAUUUCUUCCUCUCUCUCUCCGUCCCUCCAGACUUCUCUUCCUGCUCUGUCCAAGACUCCGCCCCACUCUCCAAAGGCUGCAGAGCGCACCCCGAGUGACUUUACCCAGAAUGCAGUCGGUGGGCUACCUGGAAGUGACUCCAUCCAGCCACUGCAAGAGGCCACAGCAGAGGAUGGCUUCAACCAGUUAAUGUAAGAUAUGCGGCAACGACAUCAUCCCCUGAAAUAUCAGCCUUAAUUAAAUAUAUUUAGUUUUUAAUGUGUAACAACAAGUUGACCUGUUCCGGCCUUUGUGUGUUUUUCCAGAUCUGUUGGUACAAUUCCACCCAAUUCUACCCAGUCUCUUCAGCAGAGUGUGUGUGAACCAGCCCAGGAUGGCAACUUUGCUGCCUUUGCCCCUUCCCCUGCCUCUGCCCCUGGCCCUGCCAUCGGCUCCCCCAGUCAGCCCGCCUGGAACCCUUUUGGUGAUGAUGCCUUCUCCAAUCUCAGUGUGGAGCAUCUGAUUAACAAAGACUUGGUUGACAUACAGGCUGAUGGUAAGGCUAUGUGCGCACGCGUGUGUGUGUGCGGAAUUAUGUGUUCAUAAAAGAGAUAGGAGCUAAAAGUACAUUCUUAUACCUCAUUUCUAAUAUAUCCUCUGGUGUAAUAGUAUUUCCAACCAGAUAAAGCUGCAUUAUAAGUUACUUUGUCUUUUUCUCUAUGAGAUGUGUCUGAAGAGGUGGAGACGGCCCCCACAGAGGACCUGAUACCUGGCCUCCUGGAGGUAUCCUCCCCUGGGGAAACAGCCCCCCAACCUGCUGGUGAGACCCUUCUUAUCUCCAUCACUCAUAUCUCCCUACUGUAUAUCUCUCAGAUAUUCCCAUAGCUCCUUUGUUCUUCCUAUAGCAAUCACAUCCUCCAUCCUCCAUUACCAACAGCUACAGUGACAUACCCAUAGAAAUCCUAUAAUACACUGUUCUAUGUCAUUCUAUGGACAUAAGGGAAGGGAACUCUGCUGCUACCCAACUCUCCAAACAAGGUGCAUGAAAUGAGGAGAAAACUGAAGUGAAGAGAAGUUGAUAAAUGUGCUUCUAUAUUCCUGCUGAGUGAAUGGUCCUCUCUGUGACCUCAUCAGUGGCCAUCUGAACGCUAAGCUCAGCAGAAAUGUAUAUCUGAAAGCUUUCAUUAACUCUGUAUGCUCAAAUCCCUAGCUAGCCAUUUAAUGGGAUGUCUUCAUUGAAUAACUUACCAAGAAAACACUGUCUCUUUGCCUUGCACUAUCCAUGCUCAAUCAUCUCUACUUGUAAUUAGACGGAGAUGGACAUUGCGUGCUUUUUGUAUCUAUGCAGUGUUCAUUAGUGUCUGUGUUGUCUUUCCCUGCUCCCCGCCUCGCUACUUACUGUACCAGUAGAGCAAUCUGAAGACAUCCUUGGCCUGGAUACAGGAGAGUCUUUGUUGACUGUUCUGGUCCCUUUCAGCAUCCUAGAACUCUCAGACACUCCAGGUAAGGAUGUGUCCAUUUAUAUGUGUAAAAGCACACUCCAAAUCACUUAUACCCACAUACCAACAGUUUUUUAUUUAUUUAACCUUUAUUUAACUAGGCAAGUCAGUUAAGAACACAUUCUUAUUUACAAUGACGGCCUACAAUGACGGCCUCAUUAACAUGACUUACUGAGAUGCUGGCGAUCUAUUGUCUAAGACCAGAAUUAGGGUGCGUUCGUAAAUUCACUCUGGCAAUCUACUUCAAGUUCAGAGCUCUCUGGUUUGAGAGUGCCAGAGCACAGAAUAAUUAAUGAAUUUACAGUUGUUAGGACAGGUGCCAGUAAACAUUGACUAAAAACAGAAUUAAAAUUGUUGCCAGUAACACAGUUACAAUGAAUAACCCUCUUAAUAACACGAAAACAGUCUAACCAGUUCUGCUAUGGCGAGUAAAAUGGUCAGAGUGAUCUCUCUCUCAUUUGUGUCUAAAAGUAGCUAGCAAACUAGCCAAUGUUCGCUUUGUUAGCUUCGGUGCUUGACUGCUGUUGUGAGGUCAGAAUGCUCGGAUCAACCCUACUCCUCGGCCAGAGUCCAUUGUGCGCUCUGAAUGCUUCGAGAGCAAAACACUCUGAAUUUACGAACGGACAAUUUGACAGCGCUCUGAAUAAAAAAUGGCCCAGAGCGCCCUCUGACACUCCACAGUUAAUUUACGAACACACCCUUGGUAUCCACACACAAUUAGUGUUCCUUAGUGGUCAUUGCAACCUGUUCCACUUGGCGGUUAUCAAAAACCUUUCAAAUCCUAAUAUUUUCUUGAUUCAGCCUAAAAUGCAGACCAAAAUAAUGCAGCACUUCAAAUUGUAACGUGGCAUUUUGCUCUAAGGAAGUCAAAGUACUGCUAGUCACGUUGCUAGCAAUGAUGUACAGUGCUCUCUCUCCCCAGUUAAAGGGGCUAGAGUGGACUUGUUUUCUGUACCUUGAUCCCUGACAGUCCACUGGCUCAACUGUAAGUACAUAGUGGAGAGGCAGGAGGAGAGCAGGUGUGGGUUGUGUUUUGAGAUAACCUGGUGUGCAGAGUGAUCUUUAGGUGUAACCCCAGCUAGUUGACGUAGCUACUAGCUAGCGCUCUCUGUGUGACUGUUUUAUUCAUCUGGUGUGAAAGUAACAUUUAGGGUUUUGUGGCUGUGUGAACAAACAUCUCAAUGUAGGAAAAGUAUUCAUUGUUCUGCUUUGGGAGUACUAAUUCUAAAUGCAUGUUAACUGGCCUGUUGGAAUGUGGUGGAAAGAAAGAGUAAGCUUAUAAAAACUUUUCUUCAAAGUGAGCGGUUCCUCAGCAAACAGUUUCUUUGCUCUUCUGUAGGGUGAGAUUCUUUCCUCUAUUUAGCUAUGUUCUAAUGUCUGUCUCCAGCUUUUUUGUCCUAAUAUGUCAUUCUGUUAUCAUCUUUGUCUUAUCCGUCUGUAAUCAAUUAAUCUAUCCCCAACUUAUAUUUUCCAUUUUCUCAUUCCCUUCAUCUCUUUUUUGUUUAAGCCACUGGUAUGUAAAAAAAACAAAAAACAUUUUCUACUAUUUUUGUUGCAUUUAUUUAUCAACAUACAUAAUGUUGAUAAUGUACAAUAAAUACCAUGGCAGACAGUCUCCAUGUGGGCUCUCAAUCACCACUGCCUUCAAUAAAUCGUCACAUCAUUACAUCUCAGCCAUAUCUGGCUAUUUGGAGCUAGGAAACACUAGUGGCCACCCAUGUGGCUCAGUUGGUGGAGCAUGGCGCAUGCAACGCCAGUUGGAGGUUUGAUUCCCACGGGUGACCAGUACGAAAAAGUAAAAACAUUUAUGCCCUCACUACUGUAAAUCGCUCUGGAUUAGAGCGUCUCCUAAAUGACUCAAAUGUAAAUAUUAAUUAAUCAGCAAUGUUCCUUCGUUGGCUCCCCAUGAACUGCAGUGCUACCAUUUACACUAUACCAGGAAAUGUCCCUUAACGAUAUGCGUGGGUUGAGUGUGGUCAUAGUUGUAGUAGUUGUAUAGGCCUAUAUGUAAGCAAUUUUUAUGUUGCUCUGUACAUUCUCUGAAAAUAGUGGGUGACGCAGGCUUGGAGGACGUGCAGCCGAGUCCAUCCACGGACUGCAUCUUUGGAGUAGAUUAGUUCCAGAAAAUGUACAUGAGCAUAUCUACAUAGGCCUAUAUUUCUGAAAAUAUACUUCCAUCACAUUAUGUGCUGGAGCUGUACCAUAAUUUGCCCUCAUUGAACACCCAUCCUCUCACUUUCCCUAUAGCCUAGCCUCAUUGAACACCCAUCCUCUCACAUCCCCUAUAGCCUAGCCUCAUUGAACACCCAUCCUCUCACAUUCCCUAUAGCCUAGCCUCAUUGAACACCCAUCCUCUCACAUUCCCUAUAGCCUAGCCUCAUUGAACACCCAUCCUGUCACAUUCCCUAUAGCCUCAUUGAACACCCAUCCUCUCACAUCCCCUAUAGCCUCGCCUCAUUGAACACCCAUCCUCUCACAUUCCCUGUAGCCUCAUUUAACACCCAUCCUCUCACAUUCCCUAUAGCCUCAUUGAACACCCAUCCUCUCACAUCCCCUAUAGCCUAGCCUCAUUGAACACCCAUCCUCUCACAUUCCCUAUAGCCUCAUUGAACACCCAUCCUCUCACAUUCCCUAUAGCCUCAUUGAACACCCAUCCUCUCACAUCCCUAUAGCCUAGCCUCAUUGAACACCCAUCCUCUCACAUUCCCUAUAGCCUAGCCUCAUUGAACACCCAUCCUCUCACAUUCCCUAUAGCCUCAUUGAACACCAAUCCUCUCACAUUCCCUAUAGCCUAGCCUCAUUGAACACCCAUCCUUUCACAUUCCCUAUAGCCUAGCCUCAUUGAACACCCAUCCUCUCACAUUCCCUAUAGCCUAGCCUCAUUGAACACCCAUCCUCUCCAUUCCCUAAGCCUCAUUGAACACCCAUCAUCACUUCCCUAAGCCUCAUUGAACACCCAUCCUCUCACAUUCCCUAUAGCCUAGCCUCAUUGAACACCCGUCCUCUCACAUCCCCUAUAGCCUCAUUGAACUCCCAUCCUCUCACAUUCCCUAUAUUCUCAUUGAACACCCAUCCUCUCACAUUCCCUAUAGCCUAGCCUCAUUGAACACCCAUCCUCUCACAUUCCCUAUAGCCUAUCCUCAUUGAACACCCGUCCUCUCACAUUCCCUAUAGCCUAGCCUCAUUGAACACCCAUCCUCUCACAUUCCCUAUAGCCUAGCCUCAUUGAACACCCAUCCUAUCAUAUUCCCUAUAGCCUCAUUGAACAUCCAUCCUCUCACAUUCCCUAUAGCCUCAUUGAACACCCGUCCUCUCACAUUCCCCAUAGCCUCAUUGAACACCCAUCCUCUCACAUCCCCUAUAGCCUAGAUCAUUGAACACCCAUCCUCUCACAUCCCCUAUAACCUAUAUCAUUGAACACCCAUUCUCUCACAUUCCCUAUAGCCUAGCUUCAUUGAACACCCAUCCUCUCACAUCCCCUAUAACCUAGAUCAUUGAUCACCCAUCCUCUCACAUUCCCUAUAGCCUAGAUCAUUGAACACCCAUCCUCUCACAUUCCCUAUAGCCUAGCCUCAUUGAAAACCCAUCCUCUCACAUCCCCUAUAGCCUAGCCUCAUUGAACACCCAUCCUCUCACAUCCCCUAUAGCCUAGCCUCAUUGAACACCCAUCCUCUCACAUCCCCUAUAGCCUAGCGUCAUUGAACACCCAUCCUAUCAUAUUCCCUAUAGCCUCAUUGAACAUCCAUCCUCUCACAUUCCCUAUAGCCCCAUUGACCACCCAUCCUCUCACAUUCCCUAUAGCCUCAUUGAACACCCAUCCUCUCACAUUCCCUAUAGCCUAGCUUCAUUGAACACCCAUCCUCUCACAUCCCCUAUAGCCUAGCUUCAUUGAACACCCAUCCUCUCACAUCACCUAUAGCCUAGAUCAUUGACCACCCAUCCUCUCACAUUCCCUAUAGCCUAGCCUCAUUGACCACCCAUCCUCUCACAUUCCCUAUAGCCUCAUUGAACACCCAUCCUCUCACAUUCCCUAUAGCCUAGCUUCAUUGAACACCCAUCCUCUCACAUUCCCUAUAGCCUAGCAUCAUUGAACAUCCAUCCUUUCACAUUCCCUAUAGCCUAGCCUCAUUGAACACCCAUCAUCUCACAUCCCCUAUAGCCUCAUUGAACACCCAUCCUCUCACAUCCCCUAUAGCCUAGCCUCAUUGAACACCCAUCCUCUCACAUCCCCUAUAGCCUCAUUGAACACCCCUCUCACAUCCCCUAUAGCCUCAUUGAACACCCAUCCUCUCACAUCCCCUAUAGCCUAGCCUCAUUGAACACCCAUCAUCUCACAUCCCCUAUAGCCUCAUUGAACACCCAUCCUCUCACAUCCCCUAUAGCCUAGCCUCAUUGAACACCCAUCCUCUCACAUCCCCUGUAGCCUCAUUGAACACCCAUCCUCUCACAUCCCCUAUAGCCUCAUUGAACACCCAUCCUCUCACAUCCCCUAUAGCCUCAUUGAACACCCAUCCUCUCACAUCCCCUAUAGCCUAGCUCCCUUUGCCUUUCUUCCUUCCUUUUACGUUACUUGUCCUUCACCCUCUCCUCAUCUCUUUUUCUUUCUUCACCCCUUUUCUCCAUCCUCACUUGCACUGCUCAAUUCAAUGGUGUUUGCUGUUCUGGCCAUGACCAUGUGAAAUGCAGUACUCGCUAGGUAGAGUAUUGCUGCUGCUCACAUUUUCUUACUGUUCUCUCUCGUUCCAUCUUUCCUUGCUCAUCUUUUCUCUCUGGCCUGUAGAGAAGCUUAUUGAGGGACUGAAGUCCCCAGAUACACACCUCCUGCUCCCUGACCUCCUGUCCAUGGCUGAUCCCUUUGGUGGAACUAUGGAGGAGGCUGUCAAUGGUAAAAGUAUUUUCGGUCUUUCAGCCACUCCUGGAUAUUUCACAAUUGUACACACUUUUACAUUGCUCUCCAAAUGUCAAGGUUUUCCAUGGAAUGCUCCAUGGCAAUGUCCUCUAUCUGCCCUCUGUUUACUCUAGCUUCUUUUGUUCUCUUGUGGGUGUCCUCUUACUCGCUCCCUUUCUCUGCUUCCCUCUCGCCUUCUCUUCUUCUAUGCCUCCCUCUCUCUCUACGUGUACAGUAGUGGGUCCAGCAGAGGAGUCUCUGGUGAGUCUGGACUUUCUGAUCCCUGGUCUGGAAGCUCCUGUGUCCCAGUCUGAGACAGACUCUGCACUGCUUCCUGGUUAGUUUCUGUCUCACAGGCAAGACGACACACAAUCUAGAUGUUCCCAGAAUACAAUGCAACAGUGGAAUAAGAUUAUUUAGAUCUGUGGAAACAAAAAGGUUUAGGUUGAUGUUUUUACUGAUAAUACCACCUCCACACUGGUCUUGGGUCAUUGUGUAAGGUUUAUCGAGGACGGAAUGAAGCCCAUUGAGUACAAUGACCACAGCUGAUUGAUAUUUGGAGUGUUUGUCUAUUAGUAGCCUGGUUAGUCCAGUUACAAAUGUGUCAUUCAUAUCCAAUGUUCUGAUUUAAAAACUGACAUGAAAUGAAAUUGCAAAUUGAAAUGGAGAAAUGAAAAAGCAGAGGCCCACAAACUCUGAGAAAAACAGAUGACAGUGUCCUUGUACAACUAGUAUUCACAGGAUGAGGCAGUUUUUUGAGAAUUGUGAUGUUUAUUAUGCUGUGUGUUUCAUGCAGGGCUCUGUAAUUGCAUCACCCGGGGCUUUGUUGAAUGAUUUGAUGAUGUAGGCUUAUUACUGGACAGGGCAUAGUACAAUGACUCACUUACAGUUGGAUACUUUGAUGUGUAGUGCCUCAAUUACCAUACAUUCUAUAGCAUGUAAUUAAUGGCCCAAUGUUGCUGUUUUUAUAUCAAUUUCAAAUAAUUUCUGGGUAACAAUUAACUCACUGUAAUAGAUAUCCAUUAAAAUGGGCAAAAAUAGCUUUUUAGCAACAACAACAAUUCUCAAGCAAUAAUUUUGCUAGGACUGUCUGUGAAUCGUCUGAGUGGGGAAGGGAAAACUGAAAACUAGCUGUUAUUGGCAGAGAGGUUUGGAAUGCUCUUUGUUAUGGUGAUGUCACCAUGGAAAGCCGAAACUCCCGCCCAUGCAAACCUGCUGAUUAGAAGGUCCUAUGUAGAUUGUAUUCAACCAGCAACUAUCAGGAAUAACACUGAUCAAAUGUUCUCACACUUUUACAGUGUUAGUUUCAUCAGCUGUUGUACAAUAUGAUAAAAAAAACACAGGAAAAACAUAAUUUUGACUGCACUGGGCCUUUAAUAAGUGCUGCUAGGAACAUGUGGAGUAUUUUUCAUAUUUUGUCCUAUACAGUGAUUCAUUUAAUUGGCCAUAUCCUAUUACCUCGUCUAACUCUCGCCCCCUCUGCUCCUCUGCCCUCCCUCCCCCAGACCCCCUGCUUGGUGAAGACUCUCUGCUGGGCUGCUCUCUCAUCUCUCCCCCCUCUGGAGCCUCUCUCUCCUCUGCUCCCGCUUCCGCUUGCACUGGGUCUGUUCUGGAUGAGUUUGACCUGGUAUCUGCGGGUUGCACCCAGCUUCUGGCAGGUAAGGCACACCCACAAGCCUGAACUGUGCAACUUAGGCCUACAAUUGGAGAAGCGGGAGCGCUGCCAUUUACACUUGAUGUGUCCCGUAGGAACACCUGAUUAGGUUAUCCCUGUUAAGAGUUUAGCGCUAGUCACAACUACGCUAGCAGGCUCUACUGACUUGCGUUCUAACUCUAAACCUCUGUAGCUGUGUGGCACACUGCCUCCUAUUCCUCCUUUAUCUGUCUCACUUUCUGCCAUUUCUUAUUCCUCCUUAUUCCUCUCCCAAACACCUUAACCUCUCCUUUCUCUGGCUUCCUCCUCUGCAGACUCCUCUGAUCUCCUGAUCUCAGGCUUUGAGCCUGCGCCCAGUGCAGAGACGGGCAACGAGGAUGAGUUUGACCCCAUCCCUGUCAUGGGCUCCAAAAACUCCUCUCAAGGUAAGGACGGCGGGGUGUUCAAGGCAGCCUUCACACAGAGGCAGGGCCAGGAGUAA